CAGGUCUGUGGUCAUUGGACAGUUUGUCUGGUCAGGCCAGAGCCACGUCCAUCUGUACUGAUUCAUCUCUCUGUGACCUUUAAGAUGUUCUGCCCUUAUGUGUCGAAAUCACACUGGUGUUUAAAUACGAGGUAGUGGAUGCAACCACUGUUGGGUGACGUGAAUAACAUCCUCCUAAGAAGGCUGGACUUACUGGUGAUUGAAUGCUGAUACGCAUACAGUACAGCACAGAGGCUGUUUGGUACAGAGCUCCGAUGAGUACAGAGCGUGGUCCUUUGCCAGCACAGUCCCGCUGUGUGUACAGAGAGAUUAUCAGGAAAUUGGUUUAAAAGUCCUUCAGACACUGACACCAGUGUAACAUUGGGGGUACAGUGGAUCGGACAUUUUUACGUAUUACUCUUGUUGGACUGUAAAAUUCCUAACACGGCUAUCUAUACACGCCUCGACCGCCUUUGCGACCAGCGCAGUCUUCACCACUUUUCUGACCCACGACCCUUCCAGUAUGGGGCUCCAGUCAGACUCCACACUCCAGUCGAUCCUCCUCUUUCCAGUCCACCUGCUGAUAUGGCUGUACUCCAUCCUCUCCUUCCUGCCGUGGUACUACAUCACCGGGGCUAGCCGAAGAGAAGACCUGUCCAAGCGGAUAAAGGCGCGCUCGACCUCGGGCUGUCCGGAGGGUCCAUACCGCUCUGUGGACCACUUUGAAUCCCUGGCCAAUGAAGACUUCCCAGGCAAGGACACGCUGGAUAAACUGUUCAAGUACGCAGUGGAGCGCUUUGGAGAUGCCGAUUGCCUCGGCACCCGAGAAUUACUGAGCGAAGAAAACGAGCGGCAGCCCAACGGGAAAGUUUUUAAAAAGCUGAUCCUGGGCGAGUAUAGAUGGCUGUCCUACAACCAGCUGGACUCCAUUGUCAGCGAGUUUGGCGACGGAUUGGCAGCUCUGGGGCAGCAGCCCAAGAGCACCAUCGCAAUCUUCUGCGAAACCAGAGCGGAGUGGAUGAUCACGGCGCAGGCGUGCUUCAGGCGCAACUUCCCAUUGGUGACUUUCUACGCCACACUGGGUGAGGAGGCAAUUGCGUUUGGCCUGAACGAGACAGGAGUCACUCAUCUGGUUACCAGCGUAGAACUCCUCGAGACCAAACUGAAAAGUGUGCUACCGCAGAUCCCCAAACUGAAGCAUGUGAUCUACGUGGACCAGAAGAAAGUGAGCUCACAGGACUACCCGGAAGGACUUUCCGUCCACAGCAUGCAGUCCGUACGCGACCUAGGCGUGCUGCCCGAGAAUAAGGAGAGGCCGAUUGUGAAGCCCGAGCCCAGUGAUCUGGCUGUGGUGAUGUACACCAGCGGCUCUACGGGGCGACCCAAAGGAGUCAUGAUUGUCCACAGUAACAUCAUUGCAGGAAUGAGCGGCCAGUGUGAACGCAUCCCCGGGCUUGGGCCCAAUGACACUUACAUAGCCUAUCUUCCAUUGGCUCAUGUUCUGGAAAUGACCGCUGAAAUCUCCUGUGUCACGUAUGGCUGUCGGAUUGGCUACUCGUCCCCCCAGACUUUGUCAGACCAGUCUACUAAGAUAAAGAAAGGAAGCAAAGGAGACAGCUCUGUGCUCAGGCCCACCCUGAUGGCAGCCGUGCCUGAAAUCAUGGAUCGUAUCAACAAGAAUGUGAUGAGCAAAGUGCAGGAAAUGAAUUUCCUUCAGAAGACACUGUUUACAAUGGGCUACGAAUAUAAACUGAAGCAGAUCAGGAAAGGCUAUGACGCACCACUCUGCAAUGCCUUGCUGUUUCGCAAAGUGAAGAAACUUCUCGGUGGCCAGGUCAGGAUGAUGCUGUCUGGAGGAGCUCCCCUGUCUUCGGCCACUCAGAGGUUUAUGAAUGUAUGUUUCUGUUGUCCUGUGGGCCAGGGAUAUGGCCUCACUGAAACCUGUGGAGCUGGCACCAUCACAGAGGUUGCAGACAUCAGCACUGGUCGUGUCGGAGCUCCUCUUAUUUGUUGUGAAGUCAAGCUCAGGGACUGGGCUGAAGGUGGAUACACCAGCAAAGACGAGCCAAAUCCGAGAGGGGAGAUCCUGAUCGGUGGACCCAAUGUAACCAUGGGUUAUUACAGGCACGAAAGCAACGAACAGGACUUUUUCGUGGAUGAAAACGGUCAGAGGUGGUUCUGCACCGGAGAUGUGGGAGAGGUUUACCCAGACGGAUGUCUGCAGAUAGUGGACCGGAAGAAAGACUUAGUCAAACUUCAGGCUGGGGAGUACGUGUCUCUUGGGAAAGUGGAAUCUGCCCUGAAAAACUGCCCUCUUGUCGACAACAUCUGUGCAUACGCCAACAGUGAGCAAAACUACGUGAUAAGCUUUGUGGUUCCCAACCAGAAGAAACUGACGGAACUGGCCAAACAGAAAGGCAUUGUAGGAACGUGGGAGGAGGUCUGCACUCACCCGCAAAUGGAGCGAGAGGUUCUGACGGCGAUCAAGAAAGUCGCGGCUAACAUUAAACUUCAGCGAUUUGAGAUUCCAAUGAAGGUGCAUCUGAGUCCAGAGCCGUGGACCCCAGAGACGGGCCUGGUCACCGAUGCAUUCAAGCUGAAGAGGAAAGAGCUGAAGAACCACUAUCUCCACCACAUAGAGAGAAUGUAUGGGAGGAAAUAACUUUGUACGUCAUCGCCAGAACCACUGUUUUGCUGUGUAAAUAAUCAUCCCGGUACCAGACUUUCAAAUGGGAAACGUCUUGACACGUAAAGAAGCUAAAGCUGUAGAUAAUUGUAGCUGUUGAUGUGCGCUGCUUUUUGUUUGUUUUUGUGUGUGUGCGUGUGUGCGCGUGUGCUGUGUGUGUGUGCGUGUGUAGAAGUUUUGAUUGUCAAAGAGAAGCACAGACGUGCCAACUCUUUCACUCCUUUCAUUCGAAGUGUCCAAAACCAUUAUAGCAGUCGACUGCCAUCAACACAGAUCGGCUGGCGCUAAGCUUGCAGCUGACAAAGAUGCCACUAUUGUCCACAAGUUACAGUUUUGUCGUUACGUCCAUUGAAAACAUUUAUAAAUGUCAUCACAAUUGCUAGUGAUGCCCUUUUGUAAAGUUGGAGUACUGAUGUUACCGUGCCUUUGGCCUGCCAUGUUUGUGUCGUCAAGCAGAAGCAGCAACUAGGCAAAAACAGUUUGUGUUACAAAAACGGCUCAACAGCCAUGUUUACUUUAAUUUGAGGAAGACUAUGCCAAUGCUUUCAGCUACAGGCAUUGAUCAUGGGCGAGAAAUGUUCAUGUCUGUCUAUCCCACUUAUUUUCACUACCAAUGAUGUUUCGUUUAUGCUUCGGUUAUUGUACUGAAUUUAUUCAGAAAGGUUAUUGUACUGAAUUUAUUCAGAAAGGAAGACCAAAAUGUGUAUACAUAAAUGACUCAGGAAGAUUCAAGCAAAUGUUUUAAUAUAUGAAACAGUUAAAUUGGGCGUUGGUUGUAUGGAAACACUUUUGCACACUUUAUUUAUUUAAGAUCAAUUUAAGAUCAAGCAUGCUUAACUUCUGAAUUUUAGAAUAACCUAUAUUCAGAACUGGCAUACUGUAAUACUGUGUGUAUUUUACCUCAGUUAACAGGUUAAUGUACUAUUUGUUAUCCAAAAGGUAUUGGAACCUAAAUCUGAGUGUUUUCUAUGUAUUUUUCCUGAAUACUGUGUUGAUACAUUUGCAUUAUUAAAACAUUAGGGACGCAGACAAUACAUCCACUUUACAGUUCUUGUAUUUAUUACUCCAUCAUUCUGGUCACGUCUUGUUCAACAUUUCAAAAAUAAAGUUUGUAUUCUGUG
This is a messenger RNA of Mugil cephalus (flathead mullet), 3786 nucleotides long. It is a transcript of the gene acsl4a, whose product is annotated as acyl-CoA synthetase long chain family member 4a. NCBI's taxonomy places the organism in Eukaryota, Metazoa, Chordata, Actinopteri, Mugiliformes, Mugilidae. Gene Ontology annotation, molecular function: arachidonate-CoA ligase activity. The record is from RefSeq and is a predicted model, not a curated record. Gene Ontology annotation, cellular component: endoplasmic reticulum; plasma membrane; lipid droplet. The transcript is spliced from 15 exons. Gene Ontology annotation, biological process: neuron differentiation; long-chain fatty acid metabolic process; long-chain fatty-acyl-CoA metabolic process. The coding region runs from base 503 to 2641 and encodes 712 amino acids.